This is a messenger RNA of Phlebotomus argentipes, 2627 nucleotides long. Its product is annotated as protein-glucosylgalactosylhydroxylysine glucosidase-like. The record is from RefSeq and is a predicted model, not a curated record. Gene Ontology annotation, biological process: carbohydrate metabolic process. Gene Ontology annotation, molecular function: catalytic activity. The coding region runs from base 1 to 2262 and encodes 753 amino acids. The transcript is spliced from 9 exons. Lineage: Eukaryota; Metazoa; Arthropoda; Insecta; Diptera; Psychodidae.
AUGGAAAUCAAGGGUGAUUCAGCGUCUUCUCAUCAAAACCUCCACCACAACACUGACCAUCAAUAUAUCUUCGAAACGAUCAGUCUUCCAGAGAAUAUGAACUUCAUGCCAGUCCUGGGCAAUGGACACGUGGGAUUCCAGGUGAUGAGUGACUCUGUGCACCUCAAUGGCCUGUACAAUGGCGAGAAAGGAUUGAGUCACAGGGCGCGGAUACCCAACUAUGCCAACAUCCUGAUUACAAACUUUGCCGAGCUGAAUGGCAGCGUGAAGUACGCCAUGGAUGUGCGCAGUGGAAUAUUUAGGACGUCCUUCUCGCCUAAAUCAGCUGCCUAUAAGCUGGACCACUUGAUUUAUGCUCAUCGCUUCUAUAGCCGUGCAAUUGUAAAUCAACUCUUCAUAUCUCUUCUUAAUUGCACCACAGGGGAAAACACUGCGGCAGAAGUCGAUGGAGUCGUCAUAAAAAUUGGCCAGUAUCCGGGAAAUGCAACUGAUGAUAUCGAGUUCGCCGCCAGUGGCAGUGAAGGUGUGCAGCCACGCGAGACUGACGGAAAAAACCCCACGGAAGGAGUCCCAAUCAGAAAAAUCUGCGGCAGCACGAAAACAGUCGAAGACCCCAUCUACCAACAAGAUCCAUCCAAUUGCUGUGUUUUAUGGAAUCAUGUUCCAGAAGAAAUCACACUUGGGACCACAAGAAAAACAUCCAUGUCUUUCACAUUCGUAAUGACGGUCGACGAACAUUUUAGUGUGGCAGAACAGGAAAUGAUGGACGUAUUGGCUCAGACGGAUCUCGAUUUGCUCGACACGCACAUCAGAGAAUGGAAACAUUUUUGGGAUGACUUUGCGGUUGAACUUGAUAAUUCUGACGAUGCCUUGAGUCUGUCUAGAACAAUCCAUGCCAGCAUCUUUUACCUCGCAAGCUCUCUGCCGUCGCCGAGUGUGAAUCAGCCACGAAGUGCCUUCGGGGGUCUCAGUCCCACGGGCUUGGGCAGAGGAGGCUCGAAUCUCAGUGAUUACGAAGGACACGUCUUUUGGGAUGCCGAAACCUGGAUGCAUCCGCCUAUACUCCUCAUGAGUCCCGUCUGGUCAGCAGAGAUGCUUCACUAUCGCGCCACUAAAGCUUUUCCGGCAGCUCAAGACUAUGCGAAGGAGACAGGAUACAGUGGUAUUCGAUUCCCAUGGGAAAGUGCAUUCACUGGACGUGAAGUCACGCAGCCCUGUUGCCCUCUGGUCGCCGCCAACCAGCAGCAUGUGACCGCAGACAUUAGCCAUGCACUGAGACUUCAUCUGGCUGCCACACGAGAUAUCCACUGGCUCAAACGUGAGGGAUGCAAAUUGGCCAUCCCAAUUGCACAAUUCUGGGCCAGUCGUGCUAAAUUUAACGGCACAACCGGCAAAUACGACAUCCGUCGUAACGAAGAUGUCAUGGGACCCGAUGAAGAUCACGAAGAUGUGGACAACAACGUGUACACAAAUAUAGCGGCGAAGCAAGCUCUCCAAUUUGGACAAUUCGCCGCGUGUGUCUGCGACGACAGCGAGCAGGGCAAUUGGACUCGCAUCGCAGAUAACAUGGCCAUCCCGUACGACAGUCAGCUCAAUUACCAUCCGCAGUUCGAAGGGUAUCGGCCGGGGAUGCAAAUUAAGCAGGCGGACGCCGUCCUCGCCGGCUACCCACUCCAGUUCCCAAUGCCGCCGGCGACACGUCGCAAUGAUUUAGCCAUGUACGAGAAUGUCACCAGAGCCACAGGACCGGCAAUGACUUGGGCCAUGUACGCAAUCAAUCACCUAGAUUUAGGAGCCCGCGACAGGGCGGCUGACAUGCUGGCGCGCAGCUAUCGGCACAACGUGGAGCUGCCCUUCCUCGUCUGGCGGGAGUUGUCCGCGGAGCGCGCGGACACGGGCGCCGUGAACUUUCUCACGGGAGCCGGAGGCUUCCUGCAGGCCAUCAUGUUCGGCUACGCCGGCAUUCGCAUCCACCUGGACCGGCUCGUGUUGCAGCGCCCCUCCCUGCCGCCCGCCGCGGCGCACUUCCGCCUCCGUGGGAUCCACUUCUUGCGCUCCCGCUUCACCCUCACCAUCGCAGCGCAGAGCGUCCGAGUGGAGUUCACGGAGUGCGGUCGAGAUUUGACCAUAGUCAUCGGUGCCAGUCAACAGGAUGUGAUUUGUGGUGCGCACUCGAGAGUAUAUGACAUCACGAAUCAAUAUGCAGAGAUAAGGCCCAAAAGUGACUCAGACUUUCAUUCCUGCCAUAUGUCAUCCCAUUGAUUCCCCCCUUCGCCACUCGAGAGAUCAUUAUCAUCAUCAUUGCCCAUUUUCUCACCAAUUUAGCCAAUCGAUCAUCUUGCGAAAGGCACAGCGCGGAGAACGGAAUAAUUCAAUGGAAAAAAUAAUAAAUUACUCUAAAUUUUUCUGCGUCCUUUGCUCUGCAAUAAAACCUCUAAAGUUGAGUAAAUUUUGGCUCUCAAUUGAGUCUGUGUCACCGUUCAGAUUGACUCUAGAAUCGAAAUUUCCCAAGCUCAGAAGAGCAUAUUUUUAUCUCUAUUUUUUCAUAUUGAUAUUUCCUUUAUCACAAGUACUCAGUUAUUAAUCGGUAAUACAAAUGAUAACCGUCAUAAGCCUGAGCAACAUAA